Molecule: messenger RNA, 889 nt
Organism: Scatophagus argus
Lineage: Eukaryota; Metazoa; Chordata; Actinopteri; Scatophagidae
Product: C-C motif chemokine 19-like
Exons: 4
Coding region: 101-385 (94 amino acids)
Biological process (GO): neutrophil chemotaxis; positive regulation of GTPase activity; chemokine-mediated signaling pathway
Cellular component (GO): extracellular region
Molecular function (GO): CCR chemokine receptor binding; chemokine activity
Source: RefSeq, a predicted model, not a curated record
AAAUGCACCUGCAGCUCCCCUUGUCACAGCAGCACCUUCACACACCUGAAGACUCACUGAAACAGACAACCUGAGCUCACACCUGCUAAAAGACGAAGACAUGGCCUCUCGAGCUGCAGCUCUGCUCUUGCUGGGUUUCAUCUGUGUUGGCUUCGCAACAGCCGAGAUUGCGGUGGACUGCUGUCUGAGGACCACUAAUAAGUUUUUGCCGCUCCAAAUUCUUGACCACUACAUCAUUCAGGAUGCUGGGAAGGGAUGUGAGAUCAGUGCUACUGCGUUCAUUACAAAGGUCGGAAGAACACUGUGUGUCUCCCACCCCAGCGAAGAAGAUUGGGUGAAAAAACACAUUGCUUUUCUGGAGAGGAAAAAACAAUCAGGUCAAUAAAUCAGGUCUAAAGAAGAGUGGACCCUGGGAAAAGAUGGCUGAAGCGCUGACUGAAAUUUGAGAGCCUGAAACAGAAGUCACUGUCAUUUCCAUUUCUGUUCAGAGUCUCAGAAUGGCCCUGUGUUGUACUGUAGAAGAUCAAAACAAGGAUCAGACCUGUACGCUCACUGAGGAAUCAUCGAUGUACAGUUCUGCAUGUGUUUCUUUUCAUUAAUCCCUUUUCUCUUUGUCUAAUUCAUUUUUAUUAUCCCUGUGAGUGAAAUGCAAUAUAAAAAUGAGAGAGAGAAUUGGGCUGACUUGCUUGGAGGGUAAAGCCUGUAAGUUAGAGUGACAAUGAUGUGAUGAUGAUUUGUGUGUUUUCAUUUGAAUCAUAAGACUGUAAGGUACUUGUGGAACUAUCAGUGCUGUUUCAGUUAAGACAAGUACAAAAUGUUGAGAUGACUUGUGUGUGCGUAAACUGAUGCUGACAGUUGUUCAAAAAUAAAGUUUGAUAUUAUUUUGUAA